AUGAAUCAGAGAAAGAGGGUCUCAGGAUCCCAGUAUGGAGGGGGUGUUAGAUCCUCGUCCGUUAGCCGAAACAGGGUCAGCAGAGAGGGUCAGAAAAACUCAGUUUUAUGCUGGAAUUGCAGUUCAACUGAAGAUCAGUACAUCCCAGCACGCCGCCAUUCAGGAUGCAGGGAGAAAUCUGUACGACUGGUUGCAGAUUUUAAUCAAGAGCUAAAUGAGCGUUUGGGGUUAGGAAGCAAUGACACAUUGACCAGCAGUAACCGUGCGGACCUUCCGGCUGCCAAACGAUUAGCCAAGCGACUGUACAAUCUCGACGGCUUUAGAAAGUGUGAUGUUGUUUGUCACUUAAGCAAGAAUAAUGACUUCAGUCAGAUGGUAGCAGAGGAGUACCUGAGUUACUUUGAUUUUACAGGACAGACUUUGGAUCAAGCACUAAGGAGCUUCCUAAAUGAAUUUGUGCUGAUAGGAGAAACACAGGAGAGAGAGCGAGUCCUAGCUCACUUCUCACAUCGAUUCUUGCAGUGCAACCCUAUACUUCCACUACCAGAAGACGGCAUCCACACCCUGACCUGCUCUUUGAUGCUGCUCAACACAGAUCUGCAUGGCCAGAACACUGGCAAACGGAUGUCCUGCACUCAGUUUGUUGGAAAUCUGGAGGGACUAAACGGUGGGCAAGAUUUCCCUAAAGAACUCCUCAAGGCUCUCUACAACUCCAUUAAAAAUGACAAGCUUCAAUGGACAAUUGAUGAAGAGGAGUUGCGUAAGUCUUUUUCUGAGCUGGGAGAGCAACGUGGAGACACAGAUUCAAGGGGUACGAGGUGCACAGGAAGUGAAAUGGUUCCAUCUUCUGGCAGUUUUCUUUACAAGAAGGGUUUUCUGGUGCGGAAAUUCCAUGCGGACUGUGAUGGCAAAAGAACUCCUAGAGGGAAAAGAGGUUGGAAGACAUUCUAUGCUGUUCUGAAGGGUCUUGUUCUUUACCUGCAGAAGGGAGAGUAUCGUCCUGACAAGCAGCUGUCUGAUGACGAUCUGAAGAAUGCUGUGUCUAUUCACCACUCGCUUGCAGUCAGAGCCAAUGACUACCACAAACGGCCCAAUGUCUUCUACCUGCGCACAGCCGACUGGAGAGUCUACCUGUUUCAAGCCCCGAAUGCAGAACAAAUGCAGUCUUGGAUCACCCGCAUCAACACCAUUGCUGCCAUGUUUUCAGCUCCGCCCUUGCCAGCUGCCAUUGGCUCACAGAAGAAAUUCAGCCGCCCACUGCUGCCAGGCUCUGCCUCCAAACUGUCACAGGAGGAACAGGUACAAGCUCACGAGACUCGUUUUCAUGCCAUCUCCACUGAGUUGGCCGAGCUCCGCUCGUACCCUCCAGACCGAAAGGUCAAAGGUCGUGAGCUGGAGGACUACAGACUCAGGGAGGAGUAUCUGGAGUUUGAGAACAAUCGCUAUGAGACAUACAGCAUGCUCCUUAGAGCCAAACAGCGCUGUGACACUGAAGAUCUUGCUGUAUUUGAGGCCAUGCUGCUAGAGGAGGGCUCUUUGCAGAGGGUUCAGUCCAGCCCCAGCCUCCAGGAAAGUAGUGCCACCUGCAGUGCCAAGGACAAGGCUCCAGCUGGCACGGGCAAUGGCACCAACACCAACCACGGCCAGAGACACAGCUACCGUCAGGCCGUCAAGAAGUGAAGUGCCAUUUCCUACUCAGGAAGCUGUUUGUGCUAGUAAGGAAGUGAGGUCAUUCUCUUUCCUGUCCGUCAUUCCUGCUCAAUGUGCUGGAAGGAGGUGGCACUGAUCCUGAAUGAGUCUGACUGUGUGGAGGUGAUGGUGGAUGACGGUGCAGUACAGGUUGCUGUGAAGUGAUGUGAAGGUGAUGGUGUUUAUCAAGGGCUGAACUAAGGAACAGAACACAUUUAUUGGCACAUCAGUUUUUCAUUUCUGUUUUGUAAUGAUUCACAUUCUCCGAUCUCAGAUUGCAUCUUAUUAUAUACAUUAUAUAUGGGCCAAUAUUGCUUUGUACCUUUAAAAUGACUGUUUGCACUGCAGAGUCUGGAAAGUAGUCAUGUAGAGGCCGUUCACACAUUUAGUUUGAUCAUGUGGAGAUCUGUCUUUUCAGUCUUAGCCCCUUUGUUAAAUACAGGUUUUGUCACAUUCCAGAUUG
Molecule: messenger RNA, 2152 nt
Organism: Trichomycterus rosablanca
Lineage: Eukaryota; Metazoa; Chordata; Actinopteri; Siluriformes; Trichomycteridae
Product: PH and SEC7 domain-containing protein 1-like
Exons: 13
Coding region: 1-1680 (559 amino acids)
Biological process (GO): regulation of ARF protein signal transduction
Molecular function (GO): guanyl-nucleotide exchange factor activity; protein binding; phospholipid binding
Source: RefSeq, a predicted model, not a curated record